Molecule: messenger RNA, 1032 nt
Organism: Fusarium coffeatum
Lineage: Eukaryota; Fungi; Ascomycota; Sordariomycetes; Hypocreales; Nectriaceae
Exons: 3
Coding region: 1-1032 (343 amino acids)
Source: RefSeq, a predicted model, not a curated record
AUGAUGAGCCAGUACAGUAUGGCACAGCAAGACCAUGCUUACAAGACCACAAUGUCCAACAGCCCUUGGAACCCAACUCGCAAUUCCUUCACUGAUCCUUCGGUACAUGGAGGCUUCGACAAUGGCUUUUACUCAUCACAAAGUGUCAACUACUCUGCCAGCAACUAUAACUUAGCUGGCGGUCUACCUAUCGGUACCAAUGGUCACAUAUCACGCACUGAGUCGGCCUAUGCCGCCGCUCCCUCCUUCGGUGCCCGUCCUCCAUCAGGAUCUUACGGCAAGCCCGUUGGACAUGGCUCAUACAAGGCACCGACCUCUCAGUCUUGGGAGAACCAUGAUCGAUACUCGCCUACCGACUCGGUGGACGAUAUCAUCGCAUCGCCCAACCUGUCUGACUACUCUCUGGAGAAUGGUAUGAACAGUGCUGCCCCCGGAGGAAAGACAAAGUCCACUGGCAAGGGUCGCUCACAAAGACGACCAUCAAACCGUGACGAAUUCGACGGUCCUCAUCAAUUCUUGCAGCGACCGCCCCCGGAUGUUAUUGCCAUGCAGGAGCGAGAACUUCCUCACUUACCCACGAACCUUCAUGUUCAGGAGCAGGACAAUGUCUUAAGCCAAGUCAAUGAUCGACUUUCGCAAUGCGCCUACGACUUUGUGGCCAAGUACCAGUUUCCAAUCCCUUUGACUCAGGACAUGCGACCUGUUGAGCGACCACAGGAUCGAGAAUGGACCGAGUGGGUUUAUCUUCUCAAGCGACUAGCGACGAAGCGACGGAUCCCAGCGCGAGUUCUUUACAAUGGACAGAUCAAGCAGUUCGUUACGAUUCUGGAGAAUUCCCUUGAGAUGCGACAUGCUGCGAAGCACCAAAGUCGCCCUCUCAAGGACGACCGCAACAUUCUUCAGCUGAUCUCGGCCGGUAUUCAGGUGGCCAAAAUCUUGAAGGAUGCCUCGGCUAUGGACUACCUAGACCGACUAUACGUUUCUACAGACAAGCAGAUCCAGGAUCGUGCCGCCACGCGGUACCGAGCUUAA